Molecule: messenger RNA, 3584 nt
Organism: Thunnus maccoyii (southern bluefin tuna)
Lineage: Eukaryota; Metazoa; Chordata; Actinopteri; Scombriformes; Scombridae
Exons: 6
Coding region: 273-1430 (385 amino acids)
Cellular component (GO): nucleus
Source: RefSeq, a predicted model, not a curated record
GUGAAAUCACCACAUUAAUAGUGGUUAUUGCUAUAAAUUACGCGUGAAACUAAAACUAAAGGUCACUUACUGUUGCCAUACCAGAAUCAUUGUGUUGGUCAACGCUUUAGCCAAUAACCGGACAUGUUUAGUGCAGCAUUAGCUUCAUGCUGGCUAGCUUGACAGUAGCUAUCCUGCCGAUAAGGAAGUUUAUCUACACGUUUCUGGACCAAAUCCCAACUUCUUUGACUUGGUGACUGCACACACGACCAACGCUCAGCUGCUGAGCCUGAAUGAGUAUUUCUGACACAACACCUCCUGACAGCUGGAGAAGUCAAAACACAGCAGAGACUACAAAGCAGCUGGAGACCUAUUGCACUGUGUGGAGGAUGUCUUCACCAAUAUACUACAACCAAGACAGUGUUACACGCUUCAAAAAAAGAAAAGCUCGUUUCUCUUUCAGUGAAGUUCACAUACUGUUGGAUGAAGUGAGGAAACAUCGUAUGGUUGUUGUGGGCAAAUUCAACCGUGGUGUUCCAACAGAUAUGAAGAAGCGCACAUGGGCAGAGAUUACGGCACGUGUAAAUGAGAUCGGGGAAUGCCAACGCGAGGUCAUUGAAGUCAUCAAGAAAUGGUCUGACCUAAAAUGUGACACUAAGCGGAAAGUGGCUGCCAUGCGGUCAGGGACAGUGCCCAACAGGGGCCUCAACUCACGUCUUUCCAGAGACCUUAAUCAGACAGAGAAAAUAGUGCUCCAGAUUCUGGAGAUGGACGAGGAAGACCAGAGCACGGGUGACUUUGGCCCCCUGGGAGAUGACGACGAUGUGCCAGAGGAGGAAGAGGAAAUGGAAGAGGAGGAUAUGAUGGGAAUGCAGAAUUCUCCCAACGGUGGGUUGGACAUGACGUCUAUGCCCCCGCCAAACUCCUACGCUGCAAGUGGACUUCCACAGUCAGGAGACUCGUCACAACUGUCCUUCGAUGUGCAUUAUGAAAUACCGACCACAGAAGAUGCUGAUGCUGCGUUUGCAGACUCAGAUGAUGACCAAAGGGAGGACGUGCCGCCUUCUACUCAGGCAGCAAAACCGACAGUGGAUCACCAAGGAAACAACGGCAUCCAGAAGCAAGGACAACCUCAGACGUCCUCUGGACCUUCAACCUCAACGGCCACACUUCCAAUGCCAGGUCAGCCUUCACAAAACAUGAGGGAAAACAUGCUACAUAACGCAUCGCUGAGCCUUCAGGAGCAGCACGCCACCAACAUCCUGCUGGAGACGGUUUCACGAUCCCUGGAGCUUCUGUCUGAGUCGGUGCAGCAGCUGGCAGAGACUCAGCAGGAGUUUGUACGCGAGUCGUUGCAGCUCCAACGGGAGACGGUGCAGGUUCUAAGAGACUUCACAGGUGGGGCCAUCGCGCUAAUGCAUGACAAACUAAAUGGACGGCCAACAUUAUAGCGACAAGGUGUCAAACAGAGAUGUUGUUAAGUUGUAUCACUGACUUCAUACAUGGGCUUCAGGCGCAGGAACCUUUAAGUUCCUUUGGACUCCACCGCUGGUUACUGUACUUUUUGAUAGUACUCAACAGAUUUUCUGUGGUUAUAUUUUAAAACUGUAUUCGUAGAGACAUUGUAUUGAUGGAAUUGCUGUCUGUGUGGUCAAAUGAAAAAGGACUGAGAAAAUAACUAAUGUUAGCCAUAAAGAAAGAACAUGUGGAGGGGUUCUUCUUUUUUUUUUUUUUUUUUUUUUUUUUUUGCUACUGAAAGUGAGACUCCUACCACUUCCGCUGUAAAGCAUUUUUAUCAAGCAUACACCACAUAUAAAGCCUUUACAUUCUUUUAAUGUUGAAAGAAUGAGUCUUUCAUUUUGGAAAGUCAGUCAAAUCCAUUUGUGUGUCUAAGUUGUAGCGUUCCCUUGCAUCAGUGUCUGGAGAUUAUCACAUGUACUGUAAUGGUGAGUGGAUUUCUGCACCUGACCAUUAUAUGGUCUAUAUGUCUGAAAGCUAAACAAGGUGUGUUAGAUACUUUGAAAAUACCUGUAACUGAAUAAUUUGUGAUUGUCUGAUUUUGUUUUUUACAUUAUAAACAUGAACACUUAAAUAUGACAAUUUCAAUAAUUUCUUUUAAAAAUGAAAUAAACCCCUCGUAUUAAGCAGAAGAAGUGUACAAAUUGUUCUAUUGGACAUAAUUCAGAAUUUCAAUUAUCAGAAAGUGUAAAUCAGGAACUGAACCUUUCUGUCUGGGGCUUUAUUUGUUUAUAGCCUAUGUCUAAGUUUGUUUCCAAAAGAACUGCUGAGGCCUCAUUUAUAAGUGCUACAGUAAAAUGUGAGCUAACCUGCAUAAUCAUCCUCUACUGAGGUCCAAGAGGCAGACUUUCUGCCAGUUUUGCAGCUUUGCAGAAAUUGCAGUAGGGGGCUCUCUGCGCAGUCUGUUUGAGAGGCCAGACUGCUGAUGAGAAGCUGAUACACAAUAUGCUGCAAUUCCUAGAGCUUUAAGACUGCUAAAAUAUAUGCAAAGAAACUCUGGGAUUGCUCUCUUCCUUUCAGUUUUCCACAAUAUCAGUUCAGACAAGACAGACAUUUGAGUAUAUAAAUGGUCAAGCAUUUAUUUUUACAGGCCUUAGAGGCAGCCUGAGGAAUGCUUCCUGCUUUAACUUGUGCAAAGAACUUACCUAAGAACACACCUACAUAGGAUGUUUAGCAUGUUUUUGUUUUUUUUAAAUCUUUAUUUUAAUUUAACUUAUUAAAUAAUUAGCUUGGUAGAAGAGCAAACCCUGUUAAAUGGCACUUUGUACACUAACCUGAAGGCUAAUAAUGACACUGAUGACAUGUUUAAAUGAACAUUUGAUAAAGCAGAAGACAAAAAGGUAAAAAUCUAAGAUGAACUCCAAAAGUUCUGACAGUCAAUGACAAUGUCAAUUUGAAAAAGUAUUGAAAUUGGAGCAGUUUUUGUGUAGUUUGUGUAAUUAUUGACCCAACACAACAUUGGCAGCUUUACAGCUAAAACUACUGUUUAUAUUUUAUGAACUUUCUUUUUUUGAGAGCUGCUUUUUGUUUACUACUCUCCUAUAAAGCUGAAAAUGGUGAAACUCCUGGCCAACUGUUGCUGUUUGCACAGUCCCUCCAGUCUAAGCCUCUGGAGCUUGUGUCUUGGUGUCCUCCCUCACUCGUCUCCUUCUUGCACCCCUCAGUUUUUGAGGAUGACCUGCUCGAGGCAGAUUUACAGCUGUGCCAUACUUUUUUUUUUUUCCCCCAUUUUCGUAAUGACUGAUUUAACUAUAAUCCAAGGGAUGUUCAGUGACUUGCAAAUUCAUCCCCUGACUUGUGCUCUCUAAUCACCUUUUCACUGAAUUGCAACAAACAAUUUUGCAAUCAUACUGACUCACCAAAAGCCUGACCCUCCAGAUACAGAUAAAAACAAUUGAAUCCCCUCGACUCCACACAGAUGUUAAAAGCACUGUAAGUGUUGUGUAACAUAUUUCCUUGUAAAUUAUAUUAUACAAGAUGUUGCAAGCAUUUGCGAGGCUGCUCCAGAAACUGCUGAUACUUGAUGCCUUGACUGAGAAGGACUUUGAGUGAAUUUGCAACAAGGUGCAUUUAGCAGCACAUCGGAG